Messenger RNA from Bombina bombina (fire-bellied toad), 1841 nucleotides. It is a transcript of the gene POLR1C, whose product is annotated as RNA polymerase I and III subunit C. Gene Ontology annotation, cellular component: RNA polymerase III complex; RNA polymerase I complex. Gene Ontology annotation, biological process: DNA-templated transcription. Gene Ontology annotation, molecular function: protein dimerization activity; DNA binding. Lineage: Eukaryota; Metazoa; Chordata; Amphibia; Anura; Bombinatoridae. Bases 18 to 1061 code for a protein of 347 amino acids. The record is from RefSeq and is a predicted model, not a curated record. The transcript is spliced from 9 exons.
UGCUACUGUAAGCAGACAUGGAGGUCCCGGGCAGUGUGCAGGAGAUGCGGAGCCGGGUGGUACUGGGCGAGUUUGGGCUUCGCAAUGUUCACACCACUGAUUUUCCUGGGAAUUAUCCUGGCUUUAAUGAUACCUGGAACCAGGAGAGAUUUGAGAAGAAUUUUCGCAUUGACAUUAUACAGAUGGAGGAUGACCGGCUGGAGUUUGACAUGGUUGGAAUUGAUGCAGCUCUGGCUAACGCAUUCCGACGCAUUCUCCUUGCAGAGGUGCCCACCAUGGCAGUCGAGAAAGUGUUUGUGUACAACAACACAUCAAUAAUACAGGAUGAGAUCCUGGCUCAUCGUUUAGGCCUCAUCCCAAUUCGAGUUGAUCCCAGGCUUUUUGAGUAUCGCAGUGCAGAAGAUGCGGAAGGUACAGAAAUAGAUACGCUGCAAUUUGAGCUCAAAGUUCGUUGCUCAAGGAACCCGAGAUCCUCCAAGGAUUCCUCUGACCCCAACGAGCUGUACCUGGACCACAAAGUGUACACCAGUCACAUGCGGUGGGUUCCACAAGGUAACCAGGCUGACCUCUUCCCAGAAGCAGAUGCUCCUCGACCUGUUCACAAUGACAUUCUGAUUGCCCAGCUGCGGCCCGGUCAGGAGAUCCACGUGCUCAUGCAUUGUGUCAAAGGCGUCGGUAAAGAUCACGCCAAGUUUUCUCCAGUGGCCACGGCCAGUUACCGGCUGCUCCCAGAGAUCACUCUAUUGCAGCCCAUAGAGGAUGAGCUGGCGGACAAACUGCAGCGCUGCUUCUCGCCUGGGGUCAUCGCUGUGGAUGUGGUAAAUGGUAAGAAGGUGGCUCGGGUGGAAAAUGCUCGGAUGGAUACUUGCAGCCGUGAGAUAUUUCGGCACGAGGAUUUAAAGAAUCUUGUUCGUAUGGCGCGGAUUAGAGACCAUUACAUCUUCUCUAUCGAGUCCACAGGAAUCUUGCCACCUGAUGUGCUGCUGAGUGAGGCUAUCAAGGUUCUGAUGGGGAAAUGUCGCAGGUUCAUGGAUGAGUUGGAUGCCGUUCAGAUGGACUGAGUGGGAUAUUUACAAACCAAAGGCAACCACUGACUUUUCAUAAUCACAGGGUGGCCCCAAAAUUGAUUAUUUUCCCAGAUGGGGAUGAACCUCAAAGAUAGACCCAAAUAACUUCCUAGAACGGAGAUCUUGGCUGUGCUUCACUGUUAGGUUAUAUACUGAUCUAUGUGUGGUCAACCCAGGAAUAAGUAAUCCCUGACAACAGUUCAAGGCUGAGUUUCUCAUGGGAAAUAUUUGUACCUUGUUAGUUCAUGUAUAUAGGAUAUUGACUAGAAGUGAUUCCCAGAGAUGACUAGACUCUCCGGAGACUCACACAGAGGGUGUAGCCUCCAGAGGAAAGAUUUGCUUCUGCAGUCAUGACUGGGCCAGUUCUUAAGAAAUAAGACCUUAAUGCAUAUUUUGUUUCUAUAGGACCGAGCAAGAACUUGUAUAAAAUCUCUUCAAUAUGAGAUGAACUGUAGCAUUAUGUUUUACUUUGUAUAUUUACAACCAUUACAGAAAAUAAUUUCCAUCAAUACUGUGUAGAAGUAACUGGUCUCAAACUUACUCUAUAGAAAACCUGUGUGUGUACAAGCGUAUUAUAGGCUCCAGGAGAGAGGAACUACUAACAGUAACUACUGGAAUUCACCAUUCUGCUCGGUCUGGUAGGAGCUCAAGAACCAGGAGAGAAAGGAUCUAAUUGCAAACAAUAUGAUUUUGUCUACCAGACUCUACAAUAAUAGAAUUUAUUAUUUGUAAUUUGGUAAAGAAUAAAUAUAAAUAAAAAAGAUAUAAAGUAAA